Molecule: messenger RNA, 1374 nt
Organism: Syzygium oleosum
Lineage: Eukaryota; Viridiplantae; Streptophyta; Magnoliopsida; Myrtales; Myrtaceae
Exons: 11
Coding region: 74-1123 (349 amino acids)
Source: RefSeq, a predicted model, not a curated record
ACCAACAGAUAUUUGGAGUCGAAAACAACUUCUUCUUCUUCUUCUUCGUCGAGUUCGAGUUCAGUUGAAAGAGAUGAUCGCAUCGUUCGCUCCUCCUCGCUCCAUUGCCGUUGCAGACGUGAGUAGAAGACGACUCCUCCCGAGCACUCGAGCUUCGCUGAAUGGCGAUUCGUCGGCACCGCCUUCCUCGCCGUCGCCGUCGCCGCCGGCAUCGUCUCCUCUCUCCUCCGGGCGGCGCAGGCGGAGGCGGCCGCAGAACGUGGACGGCGAUUUCUUCGUAGAUAGUACGUGCAUAGAUUGCGAUACUUGCCGUUGGAUGGCUCCGCAAACUUUUACAAGGGUUGACGAGAUGUCAGCAGUUUUCAAACAGCCAGCCGAUAAGGAGGAACGGCUAAAGGCUCUACAGGCCUUAAUUUCAUGUCCAACAAGUUCAAUUCACACAGAAAAGCCAGCUCCCGAUGUCUUAGUAGCCCAUGAAACUUUUCCGAUCCCUAUUGAUGAGCAAACGCUGCCGGGAGUGUAUCACUGCGGGUAUCAUUCAGAGAAAUCUUAUGGAGCUUCUUCAUACUUGAUUGUCCGUGCUGAAGGAAACGUUCUUAUAGAUAGCCCCAGGUAUACCGAGAGACUUGCACGUAAGAUUGAGAUGCUUGGCGGUGCACACUCAAUGUUUCUAACCCACAAGGAUGAUGUCGCAGAUCACAAGAAGUGGAGGGAGCGGUUAGGUUGUGACAGGAUUUUGCACUCUGAGGAUCUUGAAGAUUCAACUGCUGAGAUAGAGAUAAAAUUGGAAGGAAGGGGGCCCUGGAAUCUUGGGCAGGACAUAGAGCUUAUUCACACCCCAGGACACACGGAAGGAACAGUUUGCUUGCUGUACAAACCGCUGGAAGUAAUAUUCACAGGAGAUCAUUUACUACUGACACCAACUGGAUUAAGCAUAAUGGAACAGUACAACCAUUGUUCAGUUAGCGCACAACUAAAUAGUGUUGAGAAGUUGGUUGACUUGGACUUCAGGUGGAUAGUACCAGGUCACGGUAGGAGGAUUGAAUUCAAAAGUUCGUUCGAGAAAGAUCUGGUUCUGAAAGAAUUUGUGCGGCAAAAGUCGAGUCAAUUUGCUUAUAUCUAACGAAGAAUUUCAAUACGGUGGGUAUGCCCAUGGAGAUUUUCAACUUGUGAAGCGAUGACACCGUCAGCAAAUGCGUUGAUGUAGUUUGUGACUACGAGAUUUGUUUGUGUAUAUUAGAGCCGAAUGCAGAACUCAGAAUUUAGUUGGCUUGCAUGUAUCCAUAAUAAUGACAUUGAACUCAUAGAAUGUUGCCCAAUUGCUCAGGAAAGUUUCUGUUCUAUCUGAUAACGGUUUAAUUUUGGCCCCUUUAA